AUAAAUAGACGAGACAUUCUUGAAUCUUCUCGCUAAUUCACUGCAUCAAGAAGCACACACACUCAUUCAAAUCCAACGCGACAAGAAGUUCUCAACACCAUCUCUUCCCCCGUUUCUCUCCUCUCUCGAUGGCGCGUUACUACAACGGCAACAGCUACUACUCCUACUACGCCGACUACCUCUCCCUCCCGCCCUUGCACCUCUGCUUCUUCGUCGCCAUCCUCUUCCUCGUGCUGGGCUUCUCCUGGUACAUCAACUACGAGUCGGUGGUGGAGGACGUGAUGUCCCAGGUCAAGCUCUUCCUCAUGCUCUGCCCCGUGGUCCUGCUCCUCCUCGUCCACUUCCUCUCCAACGAGGAGGACUGGAACCGGGUGCCCUACUUCCUGGCCAUGCCGGAGCGGGACUCGCUCCACCGCGCCGGCGGGUCCCCGUGGGGCAUCGCGGCGGUGCUGGUGUUCCUGAUCUUCAUGGUGUCGUACCAGUCUUCGCUGCAGGAGCGCUGGUUCCCUCUCUUGUCUAGGUGAUUACGAGUCGAGUUCGAGUAUACCCGUGUGUUUUUCUGUGUAUUAUAAGCGUAAUUAGUGAGGGAGAGAUUAAUUAUGCGAGUGGAGUCGUGAGAGUGCGGGCCUGUUGGACUUUUUGUACGUGUACAAGCCAUGCUGUCUCGGAUCUGAUCUUCUAAGUCUCUGUAAAUUGUGGUCUGGUUCGGUUUGAAGAAGACAAGGAUAUAGCUCCGAAGUGUGUCUUCCUGAGCUUCUUGUGUUAAUUAAUCAGUGAUUCAGCUUAAUUAAUCAGGCGGAGUUCAUCGUGCUUUUGUUUUGGUUGUAAGCUGGGAUAGGAGAGGCCAAGAAGGGCUAUGGAUAUCGGCUUAAUUAAU
Molecule: messenger RNA, 877 nt
Organism: Syzygium oleosum
Lineage: Eukaryota; Viridiplantae; Streptophyta; Magnoliopsida; Myrtales; Myrtaceae
Exons: 1
Coding region: 129-524 (131 amino acids)
Source: RefSeq, a predicted model, not a curated record